GCAACUCUUGCCUUGGCUUGGUUGGCAGGAGAAGGUACUGGCAGCAUGGGCUGGGCUUGACCGCGGCCAUGGAGGCCUUGGAUGAGACCCUGAAAGUGGAUCCGACCGCCGACGCUCUUCUGAAGAGGCUGCAGGAUCACCAGGCAGAGUUGGACGAGCUCCGCACGGCGCUGGCGCGGCUCAGGGCCGGCGCCGGCCUCACGGAGCUGCAGCGCUUCGCGGAGGCCGCGGCCGCGCUGCAGGCUUCUGCCUCAGCGGGGAUCGCGCCAGAACUGCUGUCCAAGGAGAUCUUGCAGAAGGCCAAUGUCCCGGUGGCAGAGGUGGAGCAGGCCCGGAGCUUGUUGCUGGCGCUCACGAGCUGUGAGAAGGCGCAGAUGCACAGUCGCCGGCGCCUGGCCGAGGGCGGCGCCGGCGCAGCGGAGCUGAAGGACUUGGUGGGGGCCUGGGAACGGCUCAGGCGUGGAUCGGGGCCGCGUAGGAAACGCUAG
Effrenium voratum is the source of this 488-nucleotide messenger RNA. The record is from the annotation of a GenBank genome assembly. Lineage: Eukaryota; Dinophyceae; Suessiales; Symbiodiniaceae.